AUGCCUCACAGACCGCCAACAAAAGAAGAACUUGAGGCUCGGAAGAUUGUCGGCAUCAACGAGGAGACCGUCACCAAUGUCAACUCGACCGACUUCCCGCACCACUACGCCGGCGAGGACCACGCCUGGGACCUGGAGGCGUUCCGCCGCGAGUUUCGCGUCGAGUUCCACCAGAACGACCCCUACGAGGCCUCCUUCUCCCUGAUCGGCUGCCACGCCUCCAUCGCAAACGCUUUCCGCCGUAUCAUGAUCGCCGACAUUCCCACUCUCGCCAUUGAGACCGUCUUCAUCAACAACAACACCUCCGUCAUCCAAGACGAAGUUUUAGCGCACCGUCUGGGCCUGAUCCCCUUUAAAGGCGGCAAGGAAGGCCUGCACAAGUUCCUCAAGUGGUGGAAGAAGCCCGCGGACGAGUCGCAGAUCAACAACAGCUACUACGAUUUUAACACAGUCUCCCUCCGCCUGGAAGUCAAGUGCGAGGAGAACCCGGACGCGGCACCGGGCGAGACGGACCCGACCAAGCUGUACAAGCACGCGCACGUCUACGCCCGCGACAUCGAGUUCUGCCCCGUCGGCCGACAGCACAAGUACUUUUCCGGCGAGAACGCCAUAAGGCCCGUCAAUCCAGACAUCCUGAUCGCGAAGCUGCGUCCGGGGCAGGAAAUUUCUUUGUCCAUGCACAUGCACAAGGGCGUGGGGUCCGACCACGCCAAGUUCUCGCCCGUGGCGACCGCUUCCUACCGCUUGCUCCCCGUCAUCGACAUUAUCGAGCCGAUCCUGGGCAAGGACGCGGAGAAAUUCCAAAAGUGCUUCCCCAAGGGCGUGAUCGGGCUGGAGCGGGUGACGAAGGAGGAGGCCUCGCGCAAGGGAAGCGGGUAUGAGGGCCACGAGGGCGAGCUCAAGGCUGUGGUGGUCGAUCCCAUGCGCGACACCGUCAGCCGCGAGUGCCUGCGCCAUCCGGAGUUCAAGGGUAAGGUCAAGCUGGGCCGCCGUAGGGACCACUUUAUUUUUCUGGUCGAGAGCACAGGCCAGUGGGAGAGCGAUGCCAUUUUCCUUGAGGCAGUCGCUCAUUUAAAGAAGCGCGCGAAGGAUAUUGAGAAGCAGGUUAUGAAUAUGGUUCGGUAG
Molecule: messenger RNA, 1125 nt
Organism: Thermochaetoides thermophila DSM 1495
Lineage: Eukaryota; Fungi; Ascomycota; Sordariomycetes; Sordariales; Chaetomiaceae
Product: DNA-directed RNA polymerases I and III 40 kDa polypeptide-like protein
Exons: 2
Coding region: 1-1125 (374 amino acids)
Biological process (GO): DNA-templated transcription
Cellular component (GO): RNA polymerase I complex; RNA polymerase III complex
Molecular function (GO): protein dimerization activity; DNA binding
Source: RefSeq, a predicted model, not a curated record